AUGCCCGGCGGCAGCGCGGCGCCCCCGCCCGGCGGAGACCCGGAGCUGGCCGGCAGCGGCGGAGCGGGCAAGCCCCGGCGGCGGGCGGAGGAGGAGGAGGCGGCGGGCGGCUCGGCGCUGCCCGGGGCCGUGCGGGCGCUGGAGCUGGCCGAAGCCCGGCGGCGGCUGCUGGAGGUGGAGGGCCGGCGGCGGCUGGUGCUGGAGCUGGAGAGCCGGGUGCAGCAGCUGCACCGCGUCUUCGUGCAGGCCGAGCUGCGCAUGGCCGGCCGCGCCGAGAGCCUGGCCCGCCUGGGCAGCGGCGCCGGCCAGGCCCAGAUCUACCUGGCGGCCCACGGGCAGCGCCUCAAGAAGAGCCUGCGGCGCUCCCGCAAGGCGCGGCCGCCCGCCCUGCUGGCCUCGGCGCUGGGCGGCUGCGUGCCCUGGGCGGCGGGCAAACUGCGCCGCGGCCGGGCAGAGCCGCCCGAGUCCCCCUUCAAGAGGAGCCUGCAGGGGCCGCCUGGGCAGCCCCCGGCCUGA
Molecule: messenger RNA, 516 nt
Organism: Terrapene triunguis (Three-toed box turtle)
Lineage: Eukaryota; Metazoa; Chordata; Testudines; Emydidae
Gene: TRNP1
Product: TMF1 regulated nuclear protein 1
Exons: 1
Coding region: 1-516 (171 amino acids)
Biological process (GO): regulation of cell population proliferation
Cellular component (GO): nucleus
Molecular function (GO): DNA binding
Source: RefSeq, a predicted model, not a curated record